Menidia menidia (Atlantic silverside) is the source of this 417-nucleotide messenger RNA. The record is from the annotation of a GenBank genome assembly. Lineage: Eukaryota; Metazoa; Chordata; Actinopteri; Atheriniformes; Atherinopsidae.
AUGCUCCCGCAGCUGGUCUGCGUCCUCUUCGUCAGGACGUCCAACGGCUACGGGGCGGCGGCGGGCUACGUGGUGGCCUUCGUGAUGAGGGUGCUGUGCGGGGAGCCGCUGUUCGGCCUUCCCGCCGUCCUGAGGUUCCCGGGGUGCGCAUGGGUGGACGGGGUCCACGUCCAGCGCUGGCCGUUCAAAACCAUCUGCAUGCUGUCCUCUCUGGGGUCCGUGGUGGUCUCCUCUUGGGCGUCUUCGCAACUGUUUAAGAAGGGGAUCCUCCCGGAGAGGUGGGACGUACUCGGCGUGAAGGCUCGGGAGGCUCUCGCCCCGGAACGGCGCUCGCCCACGCCAGCAGAUGGAGCCAGAGGGGGCGACGGUGAGAACCAGAGACUUGCCUCUGAACCAAUGCUGGAAAGUAAAUGCUGA